AUGUGAUCUUAUUAUACUGCAGAAAACCCCAGUUAGCCAUGGAGAACGCACCUCCUAAUCCUAUGCACAUAGCAAUGUAUCCAUGGUUUGCCAUGGGACACUUUAUCCCAUUUCUUCACCUCUCCAACAAGUUAGCAAAGAGAGGUCACAAAAUCUCCUUCAUAGUCCCCAAAAGAACACAAACCAAGAUACAACAUCUCAACCAACACCCACACCUCAUCACCCUUGUCCCCAUCACAGUUCCUCACGUUGAUGGCCUUCCUCAUGAUGCAGAAACCACUUUAGACGUGCUCUUCUCUUUCUUCCCUCUUCUUGCCACCGCUAUGGAUCGCAUAGAGAAGGACAUCGAGCUUCUACUGAGGGAACUGAAGCCGCAAAUUGUUUUCUUUGAUUUCUCUUUCUGGCUUCCAAACCUGGCUCGGAGCCUAGGAAUCAAAAGCGUCCAAUACUUCAUAGUUAAUGCAGUUUCAGUGGCUUACUUCGGUUCCCCGGAAAGAUAUCACAAUGGAAGAGACCUGAGUGAAACUGAUUUCACGAAACCCUCUCCGGGGUUCCCCGAUUCUUCGAUCACGCUUCACGAACACGAAGCUCAAUUCGUCGUUCGCAUGGGGAAGGUGGAGUUCGGCAGUGGUGUUUUGAUGUACGACCGUUUCGACAUCGGUACUAGGUUGUCGGAUGCAAUUGGGUUCAAAGGUUGCAGAGAAAUAGAAGGGCCUUAUGUAGAUUAUCUUGAAACACAACAUGGGAAGCCUGUUUUACUUUCAGGGCCUCUUUUACCUGAGCCACCAAACACUACUUUAGAGGGAAAAUGGGUCAAAUGGCUUGAGGAAUUCAACUCUGGUUCUGUUAUUUUCUGUGCAUAUGGGAGUGAAACCACUUUACAGCAAAAUCAAUUUCUAGAGUUGUUGCUUGGUCUUGAACUAACAGGCUUUCCCUUUCUUGCAGCACUUAAGCCUCCUAAUGGUUUUGAGUCUAUUGAAGAAGCACUUCCAGAAGGGUUCAGAGAAAGGGUUCAAGGAAGAGGGGUUGUGUAUGAAGGUUGGGUGCAGCAACAAUUGAUUUUAGGGCAUCCUUCUGUUGGGUGUUUCAUAACACUCUGCGGGGCUGGUUCUAUAACUGAGGCACUUGUGAGUGAGUGUCAGUUGGUGUUUUUACCUCGCCUAGGUUCUGAUUAUGUCAUCACUGCACGAAUGAUGAGUAGGGAGCUGAAGGUUGGGGUGGAAGUGGAGAAAAGUGAAGAAGAUGAUGGGUCGUUCACAAAAGAAAGUGUAUGUAAAGCUGUGAAAAUUGUGAUGGAUGAUGAGAAUGAGCUUGGGAGACAGGUGAGAGAAAAUCACAGAAAAGUGAGAAACAUAUUGCUAAGCAACAAUUUAGAGUCCUUCCAUGUUGAUAUUUUGUGUGACAAGCUUCGUGCUUUACUCUAAAUUAAUUCUGAGUUUCACUGGCUGUGAAUUAAUCUAAUGUGAAUUUACAGAUUGUUGGGUUGGAGAGGAGGUGAAAAUAAUUAGGCUUAUUUGGUAUGAUAAAA
Molecule: messenger RNA, 1528 nt
Organism: Glycine soja
Lineage: Eukaryota; Viridiplantae; Streptophyta; Magnoliopsida; Fabales; Fabaceae
Product: UDP-glycosyltransferase 79B30-like
Exons: 1
Coding region: 39-1424 (461 amino acids)
Molecular function (GO): UDP-glycosyltransferase activity
Source: RefSeq, a predicted model, not a curated record